UCUCUGGCUGUGGUGGAUUUUCCUUUUCCUCCUGGAACUUGGAAGCAAAGCAAUUUCUGAAAAUCUAGCUUUCAGUGGCAUUGAGCUCUGACAAGUGACAAUGGCUUCUCUUCGCUUGCAUCUUCUCUCCAAUCUCCAUUCCAGUCCAACGCUCUUAUUUCAGAGAAAUCCCCAUCAAAUCCCCUCCCUGCAUUUCCCUCUCAAACCUUGCCAGAAGGUUUCCCGCCAAAAGAGAUGCUUGACCGUUUCGUUUGCACUCACAGAAUCAGAUUCCCCCAAAUCAAUUGAGACCCAAUCCCUCCUCCAAGAUCUUGCAGAUAGUUUUGCUCUUCCUCCUGAUUACUUGGCACAGCUCCCYCGCGAUCUUCGUCUCGAUCUGAAUGACGCCGCUUUUGAUCUUGCUAACGGGCCGGUCAUCGAUGAGUGUGGUCAAGAGCUAGGAGAAACACUGUUGAACCUAUCACGAGCAUGGGAACUAGCUGAUACAUCAACUUCCUGUAGUUUAGCAAGCAAGCUUCCCUCAUUGGAGGGUUCUUUAACAAACAAUGCCAAAUCAGCAUUUGGAAAACGCUUGGUAUCUGCUGGAAGGAGAUUUGAAUCCAUGGGACUGUAUGGUCAAGGGGAGUUACAAAGGAUUGCUAAAUCAAUGAUCAAGGCUGGAAAGCUAUUGUUAGCAAGCCCAGUAACGACAGUUACCAAUGAAGAACCCAAAAAAGAAAGUCGAACUUUGAAAUUUGGAGAAUUACAGGUUGAGAUAACUUCAGAUAAAGCCAACAUUGGAGCAGCAAUUGGUUUUGUUUUUGGGAUUCUCUCAUGGGGACUAACCCAAGGCAUCCAAAACAUCCCAGAAAGCUCACUACAAUAUGCAAAUGAUAAUGCAUUGCUGCUGGCCAAGUCACUGAGGGGAGCGCUACUGGCACUUGGCUACUCAUCAACAUUCUUGUCUGUUUUUGCCUCAGUAGGACUUUUACUACUUGGGAGACAGCUGAAAUCCAAACAACAGUGAAGUUUCAAGAGAAUCAUUAGCCUCAAUCAUAUUUGUAAUGAUGAUGCAUCUACAUAAUUGUGUAUAACAGAAAGAAGCCAGUAAAAAGUUGCAUCAUUGAAGAUUACGAGUUGCAACA
Nelumbo nucifera (sacred lotus) is the source of this 1124-nucleotide messenger RNA. Its product is annotated as LOW protein: ammonium transporter 1-like protein. Gene Ontology annotation, cellular component: chloroplast. The record is from RefSeq and is a predicted model, not a curated record. Lineage: Eukaryota; Viridiplantae; Streptophyta; Magnoliopsida; Proteales; Nelumbonaceae.